Molecule: messenger RNA, 7894 nt
Organism: Mastomys coucha (southern multimammate mouse)
Lineage: Eukaryota; Metazoa; Chordata; Mammalia; Rodentia; Muridae
Gene: Thoc2
Product: THO complex 2
Exons: 40
Coding region: 1-5052 (1683 amino acids)
Biological process (GO): mRNA export from nucleus; mRNA processing
Cellular component (GO): THO complex part of transcription export complex
Molecular function (GO): mRNA binding
Source: RefSeq, a predicted model, not a curated record
AUGGAUGAGACUCACCAGCUCAGAGCCUUUACAGCUGGUUACCUUGCAUGGAAUAGUGUGGGGCUUGCCAGUCUUGUUUUCUCCUUAGCCUCUCCCCACACAGGGACAAUGAUGAGCUUGGCCAAUGAUGAUGGCCCCCGGGGUGCCAGUGGCAACCUUCUUGGGCGACUCUCGCAGUUUGGCGCCCGGCCUCUCCUGUGCCCGAAGUCUUUAGGAGGGCGAACUGUCCCGAACUCUCUCUGGUCCUCGCCGCCAGUGGCAGAGGAGCACGGGGCGUCGGGGACAGCCAGGCUUGGCACCUCUGCUUUCUCAGGGAGCGUCAGUUUGCGCUGUCCUGGCCCUGCGGUCCUCGGGAAAGUGUGGCAGGGAUUGAUGCUUUUUGCCAAGUGCCUACCUGCGUGUCACCUCCGAGUGGUUUCGGGAUGGGAUUCAACUUUUCCUGGUAAAAUGUUCAGGGAACCCCGUUUUGGCCUCGGACUGCAGCGAGUGCUCGGCCCUCCUAGAAGCUUUUCUAGUACUUUGGGAUGUUUGCAUUUAUGCCGGAUUCUCAGUGAAAAUAAAAGCCAUGACAGUUCGACCUACAGAGAUUUUCAACAAGCUCUCUAUGAGUUGUCAUACCAUGUCAUUAAAGGAAAUUUAAAGCACGAACAGGCAUCUAGUGUUCUUAAUGACAUUAGCGAAUUCCGUGAGGAUCUGCCUUCUAUCCUUGCAGAUGUGUUCUGCAUAUUAGAUAUUGAGACAAAUUGUUUAGAAGAAAAAAGCAAGAGAGACUAUUUUACACAAUUGGUAUUAGCAUGUUUGUAUUUAGUUUCAGACACAGUUUUGAAGGAACGAUUGGAUCCAGAAACUUUGGAAUCAUUAGGGCUUAUCAAACAGUCACAGCAGUUCAACCAAAAGUCAGUCAAAAUCAAGACAAAACUCUUUUAUAAGCAGCAAAAAUUCAAUUUAUUAAGAGAAGAAAACGAAGGUUAUGCGAAGCUGAUUGCUGAACUGGGGCAAGAUUUAUCUGGAAAUAUUACUAGUGAUUUAAUAUUAGAAAAUAUCAAAUCUUUAAUAGGAUGCUUCAAUCUGGAUCCCAAUAGAGUUUUGGAUGUCAUUUUAGAAGUGUUUGAAUGCAGGCCAGAACAUGAUGACUUCUUUAUAUCUUUAUUAGAAUCUUACAUGAGUAUGUGUGAACCACAAACACUGUGUCAUAUUCUUGGAUUCAAAUUCAAGUUUUACCAGGAACCAAGUGGUGAGACACCCUCGUCUUUGUACAGAGUUGCAGCAGUCCUUCUGCAAUUUAAUCUCAUUGAUCUAGAUGAUCUUUAUGUGCAUCUCCUUCCAGCUGAUAAUUGUAUUAUGGAUGAAUAUAAACGAGAAAUUGUGGAAGCUAAGCAAAUUGUAAGAAAACUCACAAUGGUUGUGCUGUCUUCUGAAAAACUUGAUGAACGAGACAAAGAAAAGGACAAAGAUGAUGAGAAAGUAGAGAAGCCACCUGACAACCAAAAGCUUGGUUUGUUGGAAGCUUUGUUAAAGAUUGGUGAUUGGCAGCAUGCACAGAACAUCAUGGAUCAGAUGCCUCCAUACUAUGCAUCUUCACAUAAACUAAUAGCUCUUGCUAUUUGCAAGCUUAUUCACAUAACUGUUGAGCCUCUCUACCGAAGAGUUGGUGUUCCUAAAGGUGCUAAGGGCUCACCAGUUAGUGCUUUGCAGAACAAGAGAGCACCGAAGCAAGUAGAGAGCUUUGAAGAUUUGAGGAGGGAUGUAUUCAAUAUGUUCUGUUACCUUGGUCCUCACCUCUCACAUGAUCCCAUUUUAUUUGCAAAAGUCGUGCGCAUAGGCAAGUCAUUUAUGAAGGAGUUUCAGUCUGAUGGAAGCAAACAAGAAGAUAAAGAGAAAACGGAAAUUAUCCUUAGCUGUUUGCUUAGCAUUACUGACCAGGUAUUACUUCCGUCUCUUUCUUUGAUGGACUGCAAUGCUUGCAUGUCUGAGGAGCUGUGGGGAAUGUUUAAGACAUUUCCCUAUCAGCACAGAUAUCGUCUAUAUGGCCAGUGGAAGAAUGAAACUUAUAAUGGUCACCCACUUUUAGUAAAAGUUAAAGCUCAAACAAUAGACAGAGCCAAGUAUAUCAUGAAGCGUCUAACCAAGGAAAAUGUGAAGCCUUCAGGAAGACAAAUUGGCAAGCUGAGCCACAGCAAUCCAACAAUUUUGUUUGAUUAUAUAUUGUCACAAAUCCAGAAAUAUGAUAAUUUAAUAACACCUGUAGUGGAUUCAUUGAAAUACCUCACUUCUUUGAAUUAUGAUGUCUUGGCCUAUUGUAUCAUUGAAGCUUUAGCUAAUCCAGAAAAGGAGAGAAUGAAACAUGAUGACACAACCAUCUCAAGCUGGCUUCAGAGUCUGGCUAGUUUUUGUGGUGCAGUAUUCCGUAAAUACCCGAUUGAUCUUGCUGGUCUUCUUCAGUAUGUAGCCAAUCAAUUAAAGGCAGGCAAAAGUUUUGACCUAUUAAUAUUGAAAGAAGUGGUCCAAAAAAUGGCAGGAAUCGAAAUUACAGAGGAGAUGACAAUGGAUCAGUUAGAGGCCAUGACUGGUGGGGAGCAGCUAAAGGCGGAGGGUGGUUAUUUCGGCCAGAUCAGAAACACUAAAAAAUCUUCUCAGAGAUUAAAGGAUGCACUACUGGACCAUGAUCUUGCUCUUCCUCUCUGUUUGCUUAUGGCACAACAGAGGAAUGGGGUAAUUUUUCAGGAGGGUGGAGAGAAACACUUGAAACUUGUGGGGAAGCUCUAUGAUCAGUGCCAUGAUACCCUAGUACAGUUUGGUGGGUUUUUAGCAUCCAAUCUAAGUACAGAAGAUUAUAUAAAACGAGUGCCUUCAAUUGAUGUGCUCUGUAAUGAAUUUCAUACACCACAUGAUGCAGCAUUUUUUCUGUCUAGGCCAAUGUAUGCACACCAUAUAUCGUCAAAAUAUGAUGAACUUAAAAAAUCAGAAAAGGGAAGUAAACAGCAACAUAAAGUCCAUAAAUAUAUUACAUCAUGUGAGAUGGUGAUGGCUCCUGUCCAUGAAGCAGUGGUCUCCUUACACGUUUCCAAAGUCUGGGAUGAUAUCAGCCCUCAGUUCUAUGCUACAUUUUGGUCAUUGACAAUGUAUGACCUUGCAGUUCCACAUACCAGCUAUGAAAGAGAAGUCAAUAAACUUAAAGUCCAAAUGAAAGCGAUCGAUGACAAUCAGGAAAUGCCUCCAAAUAAAAAGAAAAAAGAAAAGGAGCGUUGCACGGCCCUUCAGGACAAGCUCCUUGAAGAAGAAAAGGGGCCAAGCAUAUUCAGACCACCACGCUAUAUCUUUUACAAGGUUUUUUCUGACAUAAUUUACACGGUUGCAAGCUGCACUGAAAAUGAAGCUAGUCGGUAUGGGAGAUUUCUUUGCUGUAUGUUAGAGACGGUGACCAGGUGGCAUAGUGAUAGAGCCACAUAUGAAAAGGAAUGUGGAAACUAUCCAGGAUUCCUUACCAUAUUACGGGCAACUGGAUUUGAUGGUGGAAAUAAAGCUGAUCAGUUAGAUUAUGAAAAUUUUCGACAUGUUGUCCACAAAUGGCAUUACAAACUAACCAAGGCAUCGGUACAUUGCCUUGAGACGGGCGAAUAUACUCACAUCAGGAAUAUCUUGAUUGUACUAACAAAAAUACUUCCUUGGUACCCAAAAGUUUUGAAUCUGGGUCAGGCUUUGGAAAGAAGAGUGAAUAAAAUAUGCCAAGAAGAAAAAGAGAAGAGGCCAGAUCUUUAUGCAUUGGCUAUGGGCUACUCGGGGCAGUUGAAAAGUAGAAAGUCACACAUGAUACCUGAAAAUGAAUUUCAUCACAAGGAUCCUCCUCCAAGGAAUGCUGUUGCCAGUGUACAAAAUGGGCCUGGUGGUGGGACUUCAUCAUCUGUAGGAAGUGCAUCUAAAUCAGAUGAAAGUGGUGCUGAGGAGACUGAUAAAUCAAGGGAGAGAUCUCAGUGUGGUACAAAAGCUGUUAAUAAGGCUUCUAGUACCACACCAAAAGGGAAUUCAAGCAAUGGAAAUAGUGGCUCUAACAGCAAUAAAGCUGUUAAGGAAAAUGACAAAGAAAAAGUAAAAGAGAAAGAAAAAGAGAAAAAAGAGAAGACUCCAGCUACAACUCCAGAGGCCAGGGUACUUGGUAAAGAUAGUAAAGAAAAACCGAAGGAAGAGCGGCCAAAUAAAGAUGACAAAGCAAGAGAGACAAAGGAAAGAACACCUAAAUCUGACAAAGAGAAAGAAAAGUUCAAGAAGGAAGAAAAAGCUAAAGAUGAGAAAUUCAAGACCACCGCCCCCACUGUAGAAUCGAAAUCGACUCAAGAAAGGGAAAGAGAGAAGGAGCCAUCCAGAGAAAGAGAUGUAGCAAAGGAAAUGAAAUCAAAGGAAAAUGUUAAAGGAGGAGAAAAAACACCAGUUUCAGGGUCGUUGAAGUCACCUGUUCCCCGGUCAGAUAUCUCGGAGCCUGACAGGGAACAAAAACGCCGCAAAAUUGAUACUCAUCCUUCUCCAUCACAUUCCUCCACAGUAAAGGACAGUCUCAUCGAUCUCAAGGACUCUUCAGCAAAGCUCUACAUUAACCAUAAUCCUCCACCACUGUCCAAGAGUAAGGAGAGAGAAAUGGACAAGAAAGAUUUGGACAAGUCAAGGGAAAGAUCCAGAGAAAGAGAGAAAAAAGAUGAAAAGGACAGGAAAGAACGGAAAAGGGAUCAUUCAAACAAUGACCGCGAAGUGCCACCGGACAUAACAAAGAGGCGGAAAGAGGAGAAUGGAACAAUGGGGGUUUCAAAACACAAAAGUGAGAGUCCAUGUGAGUCUCAAUAUCCAAAUGAGAAAGACAAAGAAAAAAAUAAGUCAAAAUCUUCAGGCAAAGAAAAAAGCAGUAGUGAUUCGUUUAAAUCUGAGAAGAUGGAUAAAAUCUCAUCUGGUGGCAAAAAGGAAUCCAGGCAUGAUAAAGAAAAGAUAGAAAAGAAAGAAAAACGUGAUAGUUCAGGAGGAAAGGAAGAGAAGAAACAUCAUAAGUCCUCUGACAAGCACAGAUAAUGAACAAUUUCAACCAAGGGUGUGGACAGACCCCUAAGCUGAACGUCUCCCCGAGGAGGAUGCCAAAGCUCCAUGAGUCACUCUCAGAAUGACAUCUCCCAUAAUUAAGAGCUUCUGGUGCUGUCCAUUUUAUGGGAAUCUGCUUUAAGUCAGAAGAUGCAUACACACCACCAUCCUUUUGACAAGACAUUCCAAAGUCACUGAUUUUCAGAACAUUAUUUUCACUUGCAGGCAAUUUCUUGGAGCAAGGUCCCCGUGCAUACAAUUUUUUACGUGGGAUAUGCCAUCCAGAAGCAGCAUCUAAAGGAAAAUUCACUAACUGACUUUUAGUUCAUCUUUCUUCCUCAGAAAGGAGAGGAAAUUGCCUCCUGGAACCAAUUCCUUAAUGAUGUAGAUAGGUUGCCUUUGUGUAUGAGUUCUAUAAGUGUGAAAACAUUGGGGUGAUUAUGUUGCUUGGAGGGUCUUGGCUUCUUAUAAAAUUUUAAUUCCAUUUCAUGGGAAAGAUCUUUGUGUUUUGCAGCAAAAACAUUUUUAUCAUUUAAUAUGUACCCUUUAAAUAUGUCAUCAAAAGUUUUCUUGUCCUUAAGGAAUUCUCAUAGUGUGACAUGAUCAUAAUCGAGACCCCAUUUCUUAUGCUGGUUAUUGUCAUAUAGAUACCAUAAUGUUCUUUUUCUUUACUGGAACAUUACAUAAACAUAAUCAACAAGCCAUUUCUUAUUUUCACCAGUAUGGUCAUGCAAAUACCAUGAAAUUCUUUAUUGGAACAUUAUUCAUUUUCAGUCUAAAACCCUGAGAUGCAGUCACCAUUUUAAAGUGGACGAUUCCGUGGUCUUUAGUCCAUUGCCUGUGUGGUGCAGUCAUCACAGCAGUCUAAUCUCAGACCGUGCAGGCUAGCAGUCAUUCUUCUCUCUUUUCUUUCUUCAGCCACUGGAAGCUACUGACACAUUUUCUGCCUAGGAAUUUGCCUGUUUGGGGACAUUUCAUAUAAAUGGAAUUGUGCAAUAUCUUGUCCUGGGGGCCAGGGUUCUUUCAACUACCAUCAUGUUAUCAAGAGUUAUCCAUGGUGUAGCAUGUGUCAAUAAUCCAUUCCUUCUUAAAGGUUAAAUAUUCCAUAGAAUGAAUUUGUACCAUGUUUUGUUUACCCAUUUAUUUGUUGAGGGACAGAAACGAUUACACUUUUAAAGUAAUAAAAUUAGAAGGUCAACAUGAGUUUAUCCAAAAUUAUAAUUGAUGACGUCAAUAUUAUACACAGCAUGCACAGAAUGCUGUGUAGAAAUGAUAUGUAAAUUAUUUGUCAUAAUUUCAUGCAAGUGUAAUUAUUUUCUAAGGCCCCUUCUAGCUAUGAGUUUUGGAACUGUGUGAAUGUAGUAUAUUCAUUAAUAAAGUUUAAUGCAUUAAGCAUUAAUUUAAAAUUUGAGAACAAUGUUAGGCAGAUAAAUUAUUUGCCACAUGCUGUAAUGAUCCUGUUUUGAAUUUAUUUCAUUAUGCAGUAUUUGAAAAAUGUCUACAUAAAGGAAAGGAAAUGAGUAUAAUUGAGUCAAUAUAUUUUUGAAGCAAUUUUUAUAAUUUAGCAGACAUUGCAUCUUAAUAUAAUUCACUAUUAAAAUUGUGUCCUUGUGAAAAAAAUCGAUGUCAUUUUCUCUCUAUUUCUUUUGAUUGGUCAUGUAAAAUAGGUUCCUUUCCUUUGUUAAAUGUUUUGUUUAUUUUUGAUACAUUAUUCCUUGCGCCUAUAGAAUGUACCUGUUACUCUUUUAAUCUUUUUUUCUACCCUAGAAUCCUUCCACCCUCUCACACACAGAAAAUGUUUCAAUGUUUCUUAAAAUUCAUAGUGUCUUAAUGAUUUCUAAGAAUAGACAGACACAGAAAUAUUUCCUCAUUUUCUGGAAGCUUCCUCCAGGUCUUUGUUAUUGAUAGAAUUCACUGAAGUUUCUUCCUAAAUGGUUUUGCCUUCCCCGUUUCUUUCCCCUUGCCUACUCCCUGGCCUUCUCUCUCUGGCCUCUUCUUGCCUUGCUUUGGUCCUCCUCCUCACCCCCCUCAGCCACUCCUUCCUGGCUGUCUGUAUAACCAGUUUGUUUCUUUUAGGUGGAAAAAAUAAAAUGAAAUCAUACAGCUGUGACCAGAACUGUAUUUUCCUGAGUAGAUUUCUGAGAAUUGUGAAUGAAGCAGGCCCAUUUUCAGUUACCUGCUUUAUUGCUCCAUGCAGAAAACCUAAAACUGUUGUGUUGUAUGUUAUUGUACUUUAACCUGUUGCUUAAUUUCUACAUGUUUAUUUUCAGUAAUGGCUGAAAGUGUUAAUUAUUCCAUAUUUUAGCACAAUGUGCUGCAUAUACUUCCCAAUAAGCAAAUAAGGUUACAUGUGUACAGAAUUUCACUUUUGAUUAAAUACUGCCUGGGUUUCAAGUCCCUUCCCCCAUUUGAAAUGUUGAAACUGAAAAUAAACAGUUACUGAAUGAUUUUGAAUUUACCUCAUCUUAGAACUCAGUUUUAAUUUAUUUGGCCUGUUUUUAAUAUUAGUCACUAAAAAUAAAGUGGAGCACUGUCUUAUGCAACGCCUAAGAAUCGUUUUAUAUAGUAUGUGUACAACAUUAAAACAUGUUCUACAAAGAAAACUAUACCAGCGCUCACUUGUCCCUUGCCAUUUUUUUCUUGUAAUUAGGAAAUCUUGGGGGUAUAAGGGAAUAAAAAAUUAAUUGUGUUUUAAUUUUACAGCUACCGGAGCUUUGUAUUGCUAAACUUACAUCUGAAAAAAGUUUCACGUGACAUUUUUAAGAGAAUUUUUUAUCUACUGAAUUCUACCAGUGUAACCAUUUUUUCUAAAUAAACAAUAGUUUUCUCAAAUGAC